CUAGUGGAGUCAAGCCAAACCACAGAGGUAAGAAAGUGAGAGGAUGCUUCUUUGAAGUUUCCCGGAAAGCUCCAACCCCUUUCCGCGCUGCUUCAAUUUUGUUUCCCGCUUUCUUUCUCCCUUCCUUUUUCCUUUUCGUUGGCUCUGCCUUUUAUCCGUCUGGGAAUCUCUCCGCCCUUAAUCUAUUUACUUUUAACUCCGAGAGAGAAGAAAGCAGUUUCUGUUCAAGUACAGAAAGCCCUAGCUCCAGAUCAGAUCUCGGGGUUGAAGAAGAGGUCUGAGGGAGUGUUUUUUGCUGUGAAAAUGCAGACUAGGUACAUGGAAAGAUCGGCUAGUAUGGCUCGGGAGAAACGACCUAAUCCGGGUAGUAGUAGUGAAGAAGGUCAGCCUGAUAGGAAACGCCCUGCUCUUGCCAGUGUUAUUGUUGAAGCGCUGAAGGUUGACAGUCUGCAAAAGCUUUGCUCAUCACUGGAGCCGAUUCUUCGCAGAGUUGUUAGUGAAGAAGUGGAGCGUGCUUUGGCAAAGUUGGCCCCCGCAAAACUUAACUCUAGGGUUUCUCCGAAAAGAAUAGAAGGACCGGAUGGAAGAAACUUACAGCUACACUUUAGGUCGAAAUUGUCACUACCUCUCUUUACAGGAGGGAAGGUUGAGGGAGAACAAGGUUCUGCCAUCCAUGUUGUUUUGCUCGAUGGAAAUACUGGGCGUGUUGUGACAAUGGGACCAGAAUCCUCAGUCAAACUGGACAUUGUUGUACUCGAGGGGGAUUUUAACAAUGAGGACGAGGAAGGCUGGACUCAAGAAGAUUUCGAGUCUCAUAUAGUGAAAGAGCGUGAAGGGAAGAGGCCCCUUCUAACUGGGGACUUGCAAGUAACAUUAAAGGAAGGCGUAGGUACCCUUGGUGAGUUGACGUUUACUGACAAUUCUAGCUGGAUUAGAAGCAGGAAGUUUAGACUAGGUUUGAAGGUUGCACCGGGCUAUUGUGAGAGCAUUCAUAUCCGGGAGGCAAAAACAGAUGCUUUCACUGUCAAGGAUCACAGAGGAGAAUUGUACAAGAAACAUUACCCACCUGCAUUAAGCGAUGAAGUUUGGAGGUUGGAAAAGAUAGGAAAGGAUGGUUCUUUCCACAAGAGGCUAAACAAAUCUGGAAUAUUCACAGUGGAAGACUUCCUACGACUUGUUGUGACAGACUCACAGAGGCUUCGAAGUGUCCUGGGAAGUGGAAUGUCAAAUAAGAUGUGGGAAGCUCUUGUAGAGCAUGCAAAGACGUGUGUUCUAAGCGGGAAACUCUAUGUCUACUAUCCCGAUGAUAUGAGGAAUGUCGGGGUUGUGUUUAACAAUAUCUAUGAACUAUGUGGAUUGAUUGCUAGUGAACAGUAUCAUUCUAUCGAUUCUCUUUCUGACAACCAAAAGGUCUAUGUGGACACCUUAGUGAAGAAGGCAUAUGAAAAUUGGAUGCAUGUCAUUGAAUAUGAUGGCAAAUCUCUUCUAAGCCUCAAUGACAACAAGAAUUCAGAUACUUCUCAACAUGACCAAGUAGUUGGCUCACAGAACCAUUCAAACUCUUACGCUAAUCAGCUAAAUGUUCCAGCUCUCCCGUCCUCAAUUCCUUCGGAGCAGCCUGCUAUGAAUCCAGGAUCAAACAUUGGAGGGUAUAAUGACAGCAUGAGUGGCAGAUUUCUGAUGCAGUCACAGAACAUGGAUCUCAAUGUCACGGGACACUUAAAUGGGCCUUUCCAGAAUCACUUGAUAGGCACGUCUCAGCAGACUCAGCCUCCUGGAACUGAGAAUAUGCUGGCGCUUCGACCUCAACAGUCUUCAAUGUCCAACUUUCUUACUCCCGGUACAACAAAUCUUACCUCUGAUGACUACUUUACUGAGGAAGAUAUUCGGCUGAGGAGUCAUGAGAUGCUUGAAAAUGAAGACAUGCAGCAUCUUCUCCGUAUUUUCAACAUGGGAGGCCAUAGUCACACUUCUGCUAAUGUCAUGGAAGAAAAUUACCCUUAUGCAUCAGCAUACAUGCCCAAUAUGUCAUCGACGUUUGGGUUUGAUGAUGACCGGUCACGUUCUUCAGGAAAAGCUGUUGUCGGUUGGCUCAAGCUUAAAGCAGCCUUGAGAUGGGGUAUCUUCAUCAGGAAGAAAGCUGCAGAGAGAAGAGCACAAAUUGUUGAACUGGAUGACUUGUAGAUAUGCCUUCUCUGUACUUCGCUUUGAUGUUUGAGGGCUUCUAAGGUUUUUACAUGUGCAUACAAAUAAAAGAUGGGAAAGUUUUAGGAAAAUUUACAUGAAAGCAGACUCGCACCUGGAGAACAGACAGCAGUGUCUUCACUCUGCAUCUGAGAUUUCAUCCUCAUCUUCAUCCAGGAUGUAAACUAAAGCACGCUUUCUUGCAGCAAAAACACAAGCCACACCUCUUGAAGCUGUCAAUGAAAAUCAUAACAAGAUAAAUGUUUGCUCAGCUUACCAGAUCUCAAGGCUUUAUGCAAUACAAAGUGAUGCUAAAGUAGUUGCUGACUGUGAUGGAAAACAAAUAGAAGCCUAACAGAUCUCAAGGCUUUAUGCAAUACAAAGUGAUGCUAAAAUAGUUGCUGACUGUCAUGGAAAACAAAUAGAAGCCGUACGGACAAAAUUACUUUUUUCUUUUGGUGAAACAGAGACCUCCAAGGUGGCAAAUAUCCUAGAGAGAGAGAGAGAGAGAGAGAAUACUCACAUCCCUCUAUAGUAACUUUGGAUGGAAGACAAUAAUUCAUAAUUAAGCUGUUUUAUUUUUAAA
Messenger RNA from Ipomoea triloba (trilobed morning glory), 2770 nucleotides. RefSeq names its product calmodulin-binding protein 60 D-like. Gene Ontology annotation, molecular function: DNA-binding transcription factor activity; sequence-specific DNA binding; calmodulin binding. The coding region runs from base 304 to 2184 and encodes 626 amino acids. The record is from RefSeq and is a predicted model, not a curated record. Lineage: Eukaryota; Viridiplantae; Streptophyta; Magnoliopsida; Solanales; Convolvulaceae. Gene Ontology annotation, cellular component: nucleus. Gene Ontology annotation, biological process: regulation of salicylic acid biosynthetic process. The transcript is spliced from 9 exons.